GACAAACUGGACAACAACAAUCUUAUACCGACAACAUUGGUAUUUGACAUAACACUUGUACUAUCGAAGAAAAACUGUUGAGACGAAAAAAACACUGACAAUGGCACCAAAUUUAAACUCAGAUGACUACUACCAAAUUCUUGGUGUUCCAAGAUCAGCGGCAGAUGCCGCAAUCAAGAAAGCAUACAAAAAACUCGCUGUAAAGGUACGUUCUUGACAUCAUGCUCUGUCGUUCUAUUACGUAAAUUUGAUACUGACUUCUACGGAGUCACAACAUUCGGAGAUGUGGUGUUCGAUUUUGGUUCUCGUUGUCUCACUUUGUUGGCCUUGCCUCCCUUUUCUACUUUACCAGUGGCACCCCGACAAAAAUCCAGGAGAUGAACAAGCAACGAAAAAUUUUCAAAAAAUCAGUGAGGCCUACGCCACGCUGUCGGACGAGAAAAAGAGAAAAAUAUACGAUACAUACGGAAAGGAGGCAGCAGACCAGUCGGAAAAUAUGCCCGACGGCCAUCCAAUGGGUGGAAUGGGUGGCUUCGGAGGUAUGCCCGGAGGCUUCAGUUUCGGUGGAGGAGGUCGUGGUGGACAUGGGAUGAGUUCUGACGAAGCGCAAUUUUUGUUCAGUCAAUUCUUUGGCGGCUCAGAUCCAUUCGGUGGAAUGGGAGGCAUGGGAGGACGUGGAGGACCCGGAGGCAUGCACAUUAACUUUGGAGGACAUCCUGGAAUGGGUGGAAGUUUUGGAGGCAUGGGAGGUAUGCCUGGAAUGGGAGGAUCUGGCUUCGGCAGCAGUUCAAGUCGACGUGAACCAAAACGAUACGAUGCGAUCCCAGUGGGAACAAAUGUUUCAUUAAAAGGACUUGUCAGCAAACCAGAGAAAAAUGGUGACCGCGGGGAAAUUAUGCAAUUUGAUCCAGCUACAGGUAGAUACUAUGUACAGAUUGAGGAUACAGGUGAAACUAUUGCAGUGAAGCCAUCGAACUUGUUGCAACACGUGCAUGUUAAAAUUCACGGUCUUGGGAGUAGGGUAGAGUUGAAUGGCCAAAAGGCCACAAUUCUGGCAUGGGAUGAAGGCAAAGAGCGAUACAAUGUUUAUAUCGCGAACAAUCCCACAACGAAAUGUAUUAGUUUGAGACCUACGAAUAUAGUGCUCGAAAACGGUACUGUCGGAAGGAUAACAGGCAUUCAAUCGAAACCGGAACUCAAUGGUAAAUGGGGAACUAUCAAAAGUUUCAAUGCUAGUACUGGAAGAUACGAUGUUCAAUUGUCAGAAAGCAAAUUCCUCGCUCUCAAAUUGGACAACAUCCGCCUUUAAUGAAUAAGUUGUUAUUUUAUAAGAAAGCUAAUUUUUGGAC
Pseudo-nitzschia multistriata is the source of this 1349-nucleotide messenger RNA. The record is from the annotation of a GenBank genome assembly. NCBI's taxonomy places the organism in Eukaryota, Bacillariophyta, Bacillariophyceae, Bacillariales, Bacillariaceae.